Messenger RNA from Myiozetetes cayanensis, 2311 nucleotides. It is a transcript of the gene PARK7, whose product is annotated as Parkinsonism associated deglycase. The transcript has 7 exons. Gene Ontology annotation, biological process: guanine deglycation, glyoxal removal; protein deglycation, glyoxal removal. NCBI's taxonomy places the organism in Eukaryota, Metazoa, Chordata, Aves, Passeriformes, Tyrannidae. Gene Ontology annotation, molecular function: protein deglycase activity. Bases 2 to 757 code for a protein of 251 amino acids. Gene Ontology annotation, cellular component: nucleus; cytosol. The record is from RefSeq and is a predicted model, not a curated record.
GAUGACCGUGAGAAAAGCGGAGCGUGCUGGAAACGCAACAAGAGGGCGGGCGAGAAGGGGGGAGGCGCCGCGGCGGGAGCGCGGGCACAGCGUAGGGGGGGCCGGGGCGGGGUCUCUCAGAGCCGCCCGCGCCCCGGCUGAGCCCCUCCAUUCACAACCAUCUCAGCUAAUAGCAACCCCUCAAGAUAUGGCCUCAAAAAGAGCAUUGGUGAUUUUAGCAAAAGGGGCAGAGGAAAUGGAAACUGUAAUCCCUACUGAUGUUAUGAGAAGAGCUGGGAUAAAGGUGACUGUUGCAGGUCUAACAGGAAAAGAACCAGUGCAGUGCAGUCGAGAUGUCUUCAUCUGUCCUGAUGCUAGUCUUGAAGAUGCCAGAAAAGAGGGGCCUUACGAUGUUGUGGUCCUGCCUGGCGGUAAUCUUGGAGCUCAAAACUUGUGUGAGUCUGCUGCUGUGAAAGACAUUUUGAAGGAUCAGGAAAGCAGAAAAGGCCUGAUUGCUGCUAUAUGUGCAGGUCCUACUGCCCUUCUGGCACAUGGGAUAGGGUUUGGAAGCAAAGUCACAACACAUCCUUUGGCCAAAGAUAAAAUGAUGAAUGGAGCACACUACAGCUACUCUGAGAGCCGCGUGGAGAAAGAUGGGAAUAUCCUCACCAGCCGCGGGCCUGGGACCAGCUUUGAGUUUGGAUUGGCAAUUGUUGAAACGCUGAUGGGGAAGGAAGUGGCCGAACAGGUGAAGGCACCUCUAAUACUGAAAGAGUGAAACCCUAGUGUGGGACAGGAAGUAAGACAAAAUUUGGAUAGAGAGUCUUGUUCUCUGUAGAGUAACUGUAAGCUGCACUGUUGUAAAUACAGUUUAAUUUUGGGUGAAAUUAGGAACUGUACUUAUCUUAACUGGGAUACUGUAACAAACCAAAGGUCUUUAUCUCUGGAAAAAGAUAGUUCGCAAAAAGCUUCAUCACAAAAAAGUAGCCAGCAUCUAAUAAUCUUAGUUAGCUCUUGGAUGGCAUUUAAAAAUCACAUGGAAAAAAUGUUUGCUGAGUAAAUAAAAAUGAAGCAGCCCUGCAGGUGUGUUGGUACUUUGUGUGUUUUCUCCCAACCCAGACCUAUGAAAACUACAUCUGUUUAGAUUCUUGCACAGUGUGAGCUGAAAUGAGCACUGGAACAAGCUCCCUAGGGAGGGGGGUCAUGGCCCCAGGCCUAUCAUUGUUCAAGAAGCAUUUGGACAACGCUUCUCCAUUAUAUGGUUUAACUUUUAGGUUGCCCUCUGUGGAGUCAGGAGUUGGCUUUGAUGACCUUUGUUAGUCUCUUCCAACUCAGGAUAUUCCAUGACAUAGAUUAUUAAGUUGUAACUUAGAAUGGGUUAAAACAUUGUGUAGUUUUUUCUGUACAAAUAAGGCAAAUAACUAGUAUUAAUUCUAAAACAGUGUGAAACUAAAUAAAAACUGUGAAUAUUCGUACCUUGCCAAGCACCUUAAGAGUUCCUGCAGGUUGAACAUGAUACCUUGAAAUUUGUCAUCUGCAUAAAAUGAUGGCAGAUCCAUUGAGCUACUUGGGCAGCUAAUAGUCAGCAUAAAGCAGAAAGGUUGGAUUUGGCAGCAUACCGCCAGUAGCAGUGCUUCUUUCUGCUUACUAUAAAUCGGGACUUGCUACAAGCCUAGCUUAAGUGAGCAUAUGUCAGUUUAGAGGAGUUGCAGGGCAUAUCUCUGGAAAGAAGUAGUGGGGCUGUAUUCCCAUGGGCAUUAAGAAUCUGGCACCGCUUUUUGUCUUUGCUACCUUUCUUUUACCAAAUAAUUCUGCUGUUACCUGGCUCUGUCAGCAGUCAUGCUUUACAUAAUGGCCCCUCAUUGGACUCUGAAGUUACCGCAGCAUCUGGAGAUCUGGCUCUGAAGUGCAUAAUCUGAACUUCAGAAAAUUGCUGCAUAGGAGCCUUUAUGAUUGCUUAUUUUAAUGGGAAACAAGUUCAUUCUCAACUACUGCAUUUUAGUAAUAAAAUACAUGGAUACUUUUGCAAAUUUAGAAUUCAAAAAUGUCUCUAUGUUGUUAAUAUCUACUGGAAGAACUGCUUCAACUGUAUGCUCUGCUUCUUAAUUUGUUUAGGAAAUACUUCAUAUGUUUCUUUAGCUUUUAAAUAUGCCCAAGAUAUGCAAAAAAUUGUAAUCUAUGUAAGAUUGGACAUGUUUGUGUGGUAAAUCUGCAUGUCUAACUGGUAUUGCUGUGCAAAUGUAAACGAAAUGAUGGAAAGAUUCUUUGUCCUAGAUACUGGAAUAAUUACUUUGUAAACGAGCAUGAUUCAGAAUACAGGAAAAACUCUGCA